CUCAUUUAUAUUUCUCCCACUUCAAUGAUUCAAUGAUUCAAAGACUCAAUUGGCAGACAAAAUUAUACGUCAGGCUACUAUAUAGGAUCUGAAACUCCUGCAAAAAUACAGCGGCCGUUCCGCGCCUAUAUAAGCUCUACUACCCACAUCAACUACUCUAACGGCACGAUGGGAUUUGCCACUGGCUUCACCAGCGGCGUAACUCUUACUCUCGGAAUUGCCUACCUCACCGUCCUUGCACACGAGCGCAACCGCAACGCGCAAGGCGCAAACCUACGCACUCAAUCCUCCCUCCUCAACACCCUGCUCCUCUCCGACCCGAGCCUCGCCUACUCCGCCCCCGACCUGGAGACCGGACGCACGAGCCGCGCGACGCUCGUCGAGACGGCCAAGGACCGCUGGAACGCGGAGAUCCAGAACGCGGUGCGCUGGGUGCAGGGCGCCGAGUGGGGCAACGUGAAGGAAGGGAUGGAGGGUGCGGUUGCUAAGGCGCUGGGCACGGGCCUGGAGAAGUCGAGGGAGGAGAUUCAGCUUGCGGAGGAUAAGGCGGGGCCAAUUGCUAGGGAGGCGAUUGAGAGGUCUAGACAGGGCGCAAAGAUGGGCUUUGAUGGCUCGAGGGUUGCCGCUGAGAGGGCGGCAUCGAGGGCGCUGAGUGCGACGAGCGAGAGGGAGUUGAAGUUUGAGGGGAAGACUGAGCAUGGGUUGGAGAAUGCGAGUGCGACCGCGAAGGAGGUGUGGAAGAAGGGCGUGGAGAAGUCGCAUGAAGUUGCGGAGCAGCUGAGACUCGGGGAAGAGUCUGUUGCCCACGCUGUAAGGCGUGAGUUGGAGAAAAGCGCCGAAGCGGCCCACGAGAUUGGCAAGAGAGAGGGCAUUUAUGGAGACAAGACAGAACACGGCCUCGAGAAUGCGGGGCUUGUGGCUAGGGAGGCCUGGAGAAAGGGUGUUGAAAAGGGACGUGAGAUCGAGAAAGGACUGAAGCUUACUGAGGCGGCGACCGAGAAUGCUGUGCGGGGCGCUGCACGCCACGGGGCUUCAAAGGCUGCGGAGGUUGCAGAAGGACUGAAGCUUACUGAGACGGCCAUCGAGAAUGCUGUGCGGGGCGCUGCACGCCACGAGGCUUCAAAGGCUGCGGAGGUUGCGGAAGGACUGAAGCUGACGGAAGAAAGCGUCGUUGGUGCAGUGAAGAGGACUGUCGGACGCGGCAAGGAGGUUGUGGAGAACGCCAUGGGGAGGACGAGUGGACACGAGGAGGCAGAUGGGUUGACAGAUGUGCAGAGGGCCUUGAAGCAAAGGUACGACGCAGCCUCCCCGCUGAACAAGUCAGUCAGGGAGGCGUUGGCGGAGAGAUAUAAGCCAGUUGACCAGAAGUCGAAUUCGAACUUGAGAGGUCUAUGAUUUGUCACGCGGUAAGAAUGUAUAACAACGUUACUUGAAUUCAAGUUUAUCAAUGAU
Pseudogymnoascus verrucosus is the source of this 1452-nucleotide messenger RNA. RefSeq lists its product as uncharacterized. The transcript has 2 exons. The record is from RefSeq and is a predicted model, not a curated record. The coding region runs from base 169 to 1395 and encodes 408 amino acids. Lineage: Eukaryota; Fungi; Ascomycota; Leotiomycetes; Thelebolales; Thelebolaceae. Gene Ontology annotation, biological process: cristae formation. Gene Ontology annotation, cellular component: MICOS complex; mitochondrial crista junction.